AUGGCUCAACCCCAGACUUUCCCUCCUACCACCCUCCCCACGCUUGAUACCCUUGGCACGACUGUAGCCGAUGGCGAAGUCGAUGCGAACGCGUUAGCCACCGAAUGGUUCGACCAGUUCACCCGCGCCGCAAGCGCCGGCGAUGCAGCCGCCACCGUCGAUCUGUUCAUCUAUGGCUCUUACUGGCGCGACAUCCUCGCCCUCACCUGGGACUUUCGCACGUUCCAUGGCGCCGACAAGAUCAGGAGCUUCCUCACCGAUCAGCUGCCCGUUAUGCACCCACGCGACUUUCGCUUGACGCCCGGCUCAGCAGGCUUUUUCCGCCAGUACACGGAUCUCGUCUGGGUUAACGCGCUGUUCACCUUCGAGACGGAUGUCGGGCUUGCUUCCGGCGUCCUUCGCCUCGUACCACAGAAGACUGGACCCUGGAAGUGCGCGAUACUGUUCACCAACUUGGAGGACUUGAAGGGUUUUCCAGAGAGGGCUGGACCGCACAGGAAUCCUAAUCCCAAUCAUGGUCUAUGGGAGGCCCAGCGGAAGCAGGAGCUGGCGUUCGAGAAUACGAACCCCACGGUGCUGAUCAUGGGCGCCGGGCAAAGUGGGCUGGAGCUGGCGGCGCGUUUGAAGGCCCUUGGUGUCUUGACUCUCGCUGUCGACAAGAACAUGCGAGUGGGCGACAAUUGGAGGAAUAGAUACGAUGCGCUGUGCUUGCACGAUCCAGUCUGGUACGACCAUAUGCCGUACAUACCUUUCCCUUCUACGUGGCCCGUAUACACGCCCGCUCGAAAGCUCGCGAAUUGGCUGGAAGCAUACGCGGACGCUCUUGAGCUCAACGUCUGGACAGGGACGACCGUUGUUCAAGCCGAUCAGGACCCGCAGACGGAUAUGUGGAACAUUUUGGUGCGGCGCGCAGACGGCACAGAGCGCAUCUUUAACGUCAAGUACUUCGUCUUCGCUCCCGGUGUUGGUGACGGGUAUGCCGAGCUCCCCAAAUAUCCGGGCAUGGACGAGUUCAAGGGGCAGAUCCUUCACUCGACGUCCCACAAGCGGGCCUCCGAUCAUGCGGGGAAGAAGGUCGUUAUCGUUGGGGCUUGUACUUCUGCGCAUGACAUCGCGUCCGACUAUUAUAGACAGGGCAUAGAUGUGACCCUCUAUCAGAGAAGCUCUACGUAUGUGAUGACCACCAAGAACGGCUUCCCCAUUUUGCAUAAGGGCCUUUACACGGAGGACGGACCUCCCGUCGACGUUGCUGACCGUCUCAACGCGGCAUUCCCCAAUCUUGUCAUGUUCGAGCUCGCCAAGCGCCUCGCAAUCCAGAUCGCCGAGGCGGACAAGGAACUGCUCGAUGGCUUGAAGCGUGUUGGAUUCCGCACCAACAUGGGGUACAAGGACGCGGGUUUCCUGCUGCUCGCUUGGGAGCGCGCAGGCGGCUACUAUUUAGAUGUUGGCGCAAGCCAACUCAUCAUUGACGGCAAGAUCAAGUUGAAGAGCGGUCCGCAUAUCGAGACUUUCACCCCGACCGGGCUCAAGUUCGACGACGGUAGUGAGCUGCCUGCAGACGUUGUUAUCUUCGCCACGGGCAUUGGCUCCGUCCGCCACGCCAUCCGCCGCGUAUGCGGUGAAGAGCUUACGAGCCGUGUCAAGCCCAUCUGGGGCCUGGACGAAGAGGGCGAGCUUAAGGGCUGCUAUCGCGACCUGGGGCCGAAGGGGUUAUUCGCCAUGAUGGGAAAUCUGGCACUCUGUAGAUUCCACUCGAAGCACGUUGCGCUUCAGAUCAAGGCCAUGGAGGAGGGCGUCUUCGGUCAACGUUACUCGCUAGAUUCAAAGGCCUAGACGUGCAUUGUCCGCGAGCUUAAAAAGCUUUGACACUCAACUGUAACUGUUACUGUACUCACUUGUUCCAUCAUCUCCUUACGUCUCUCUGUACCACCAAUUCGUGUUAAUCUUUCGUAUUUCAUGAGCCACAAUGAACAUCAAUUACUC
This is a messenger RNA of Schizophyllum commune H4-8, 1983 nucleotides long. RefSeq names its product FAD/NAD(P)-binding domain-containing protein. The transcript is spliced from 14 exons. The record is from RefSeq and is a predicted model, not a curated record. The coding region runs from base 1 to 1833 and encodes 610 amino acids. Gene Ontology annotation, molecular function: flavin adenine dinucleotide binding; N,N-dimethylaniline monooxygenase activity; NADP binding. NCBI's taxonomy places the organism in Eukaryota, Fungi, Basidiomycota, Agaricomycetes, Agaricales, Schizophyllaceae.